AUGUCAAACCUUGCAAAACUCGAAUUUGUUGCUCUUGAUAUUACUGGAAACAAUUAUCUGUCUUGGGUGUUAGAUAUUGAAAUACAUUUAGAUGCAAAAGGACUUGGUAACAUUAUCAAAGAAAACAACACUGCACCAAGCCAAGAUAAGGCUAAAGCUAUGAUAUUCCUUCGCCAUCACCUUUAUGAAGGCCUUAAGACUGAGUACUUGACUGUUAAAGAUCCACAAGUCCUUUGGAGUAAUUUAAAGGAAAGAUAUGACCACAAAAAAACUGUGAUAUUAUCAAAAGCUCGUUAUGGUUGGUUACAUUUAAGAUUACAAGACUUUAAGUCUGUAAAUGAAUACAACUUAGCCAUGUUUAGAAUUACAUCACAAUUGAAAUUAUGUGGAGUGAAAAUCACGGAUGCAGAAAUGUUAGAAAAUACAUACUCUACUUUUCUAGCAAACAAUGUUGUCCUACAAACACAAUACCGUGAAAAGGAUUUUACAAAAUAUUCUGAAUUUAUAUCUUGUCUCCUUGUAGCUGAGCAAAAUAAUGAACUAUUACUGAAAAAUCGUGAAUCACGCCCAACUGACUCUACUCCAUUCCCUGAAGUGAAUGCGACAUCCCAUAGUGGGAAAGAGCAAAAGGCUAGAGAUCGCGCCAACAGUCGUGGUUGA
Chenopodium quinoa (quinoa) is the source of this 660-nucleotide messenger RNA. RefSeq lists its product as uncharacterized. Lineage: Eukaryota; Viridiplantae; Streptophyta; Magnoliopsida; Caryophyllales; Amaranthaceae. The record is from RefSeq and is a predicted model, not a curated record. The transcript has a single exon. The coding region runs from base 1 to 660 and encodes 219 amino acids.